This is a messenger RNA of Triticum aestivum (bread wheat), 1286 nucleotides long. Its product is annotated as carotenoid cleavage dioxygenase 7, chloroplastic-like. Gene Ontology annotation, cellular component: chloroplast stroma. Gene Ontology annotation, biological process: carotene catabolic process. The transcript is spliced from 3 exons. The record is from RefSeq and is a predicted model, not a curated record. Gene Ontology annotation, molecular function: 9-cis-epoxycarotenoid dioxygenase activity. Lineage: Eukaryota; Viridiplantae; Streptophyta; Magnoliopsida; Poales; Poaceae. Bases 228 to 659 code for a protein of 143 amino acids.
GGCUUCGGUGACCAGGCCCAUGGAUCGGCAUGCGGUGAGCACCGCCGUGAAGGUUACGCCGUCCGGCUUCAGCCCCGACCUCCACAUGUCGUGGAACAGCGCCGCCGCCUCGUGUGCCUGCCCGUGCACGGCCAGCCCGGUGAGCAUCGCGUUGCAGCACCGCAGCGGAGGUCGGGCUCGACGCGGCCACCCGCUUGCUGCGCCCCGUGCUCAGUGGCGUGUUCAGCAUGCCGCUGCUGGCGCACUACAAGGUCGACCCCAAGCGCAACCGGCUGCUCAUGGUGGCCUGCAACGCCGAGGACAUGCUCCUCCCGCGCGCCAACUUCACUUUCUACGAGUUCGACGCCGGCUUCAGGCUGGUGCAGAAGCGGGAGUUCGUGCUGCCGGCGCACCUCAUGAUCCACGACUGGGCCUUCACCGACUCCCACUACGUCGUCCUCGGCAACAGGAUCAGGCUCGACAUCCCGGGGUCGAUGCUGGCCAUGACGCGCACGCACCCCAUGAUCGCGGCGCUCGCGCUGGACCCGGGCAAGCGGACCACGCCGGUCUACCUGCUGCCGCGCUCCACGGAGGCCGUGGCCAGCGGCCGCGACUGGACCGUGCCCGUCGAGGCGCCGUCGCAGAUGUGGUCGCUGCACGUCGGCAACGCCUUCGAGUAGGACAACGGCCGCGGCGGCCUCGACCUGCACCUGCACAUGUCGGGCUGCUCCUACGACUGGUUCCAUUUCCACAAGAUGUUUGGUAACGUCGUUGACAUGGCACCAAACAUUCAUGAUGAUCCAGUGACUGACCGACAUAUCCGUGCUCCGACAACUGGAAGAACAAGAAGCUGGAGCCUUCCUUCAUGAACGCAGUGAAGACCAAGGAAAUGCUGCCUCUUGUUCUUACCUGAAUAAUUGUGUAGUGCGGGUUCAUUAGUGCUAAGUCUAGGGGGGUAAUUGCAAAAUGUGCUGCGCUGACUGGCUCUGCUGACUAGGCUCCACUUGUCGUUGUCUGAUUGGCUAGGACCAAAUUUGCACAUUGGUGCAAGUUGUGGGAUGCAAUAGUUUGCUUUUGCAAGUUUUAGACUAGAUCAUCACAUCCUGGACAAGUUCGAGGACUGCUGGUGCUAUUACCUCCAUGUAAAAUGGUGCCGGUUGCAUGCUGCGCAGGCAUCUCGGUGAAAACUGGCCGAUCGAUCGUCGGAGCCUCGGGACCGAUCGACCGCGCGGGCGGGCGUGUCCUGCCCUCCAUGGCUCCGUCUGCACGCACGGAUAUGCAAAGUGCACAUGCAUCAGGCCUCCAAG